This is a messenger RNA of Adineta steineri, 762 nucleotides long. The record is from the annotation of a GenBank genome assembly. Lineage: Eukaryota; Metazoa; Rotifera; Eurotatoria; Adinetida; Adinetidae.
AUGCAUUCAUCUCUACGUAAACGUCUAAUUGAACGAUCUGGUUCAAUUUCUCCAACAUCUUCAUGUCCAUCAACGCCACCACUUUCAAAAAUAUGGUUUCAACCACCAACAAUUGAUUUAUGUAUUAUGAAUAUUGAACAUCGUGAAAAAGUAUUUGAACUUGUUACAAAUACUUUUUUUCGUGAUGAACCUUUAAAUAAAUGUCUUGCAUUUGAUCUUCCAUACGAAGCAGCUGAAUUUACUGAACUUGUUAUAUCAAUAGCUUUAGAAGAUCAAUGUUCAUUUGUAGCUAUUGAUAUUCAAACACAAAAAAUUAUUGGUGUUAUUUUAAAUUUAAUAAAACAUCGUUUAUCUUCAACAACAACAAAUAAUAAUCAAGACAAAUUUGAUGUAAAUAAUUUUCAAUCAGAAAAAUUACGUUUUAUCUUAGGUGUACUUAAACAUGUUCAUGGUACAACAGAUUUAUUUGAAGAAAUGAAUACAGAUCAUUUAUUACAUGUUGUUAUUAUUGCUAUUGAUGCACAUUAUCGUGGAUUAAGACUAACAGAAAAAUUAAUUCAUGCAAGUUUAGAACGUGCAAAAAAUGUAUUGAAUAUAAAAGGUGCAUUUUCAGAAGCUACAAGUCUUUAUUCAUCGAAAGCAUUUCGUAAACAAGGUUUUCAAGUGCAUCAAGAAAUUAUUUAUACGAAAUAUGAUAAUAUUCGUUUAGCUAGCCUAGCUGGAGAACAUGAUCGAUGUCAAUUAUUAACUAAACAAUUAUAA